AUGCGUAUCAAUUACGGUUUUGUUGCCACCUCCGUCGCCCUUUUGUUUGUCCUCGAUUCCAGUGUCACAAACUCUGUCUCUGCAUCUUCCGGUGCCGAAGUUUCAAGGUUUGUCAGAACACUUGUUCGUCGAUCUUUAAACGCUGGCGGUGCCAAUGACGAUUCUACUCAGGGUCAAUCAGGUCCUUCUCGUCAAUCGGGCGUUCCUCAAUUAGGACUCUCUCCUGCUAUGAUGCAACGAGUCUCAGCUGGUCUUGUCAGCUCAAUUGCCAAAUUUUCAGCUGACAUGGAGGCAGGAGUCGAAUUUCCAACUCAAGAAGAAAUGACAAAAGCAGUCGAUGAAGCACUUGAAACUGCAGAUGACAGAUAUUUUUUAAAAAUGGCCCAAGCUAUCAAGAACUCUAUUGACGCUCUUGCUGAUCGUAAACUUGCUGAAGGUGAAACCGGUGAGAGUCGCGCGUCAAAGGCUCCUAAAUCCGCCUUGAACAAGCUAACUUUUCCAAGAUCUUCUCAACAAAUUGCAACUGCCUUAUUAGAAACUAUUCACAUGUUCUGUGAACAAAGAGCUGCCGGUGGUCGAUUACCAAAUGCAUCUGAAGUGAAUCGAGCAUUAACUCCAGCUUUACAAGACAUCGACUUUGUCAAUUUCAACAAAGUCAAUGUUAAGAAAGGUGCAGAGGCUGUCAAGUUUGGUUUAGAUCAUAUGGGUACUAACAAAAACUCCGAAGUUCAAGGACUUCCUAUCCCUACCAUGGCUAUUCCUAUUUCAACUCAGAAAUCCGAAGUUCAAGCUUGA
Molecule: messenger RNA, 795 nt
Organism: Melampsora larici-populina 98AG31
Lineage: Eukaryota; Fungi; Basidiomycota; Pucciniomycetes; Pucciniales; Melampsoraceae
Exons: 4
Coding region: 1-795 (264 amino acids)
Source: RefSeq, a predicted model, not a curated record